AUGUUUCGUUUUAAAACUGUGUCCUCGAUAUUAUUUUCUGUGGCUGCAAUACUCGUUUUUUUUGUUUUUAUUCUUCACAUUUUGGCUCCAUCAUAUCAAUCACCUAAUAAUAUCGUUACUCAUUCAAGUAAACGAUUGAAUCGUAUACAUUUUCCACGACUAGGUUGGGUUAAAGAUAAAACAACAUCUGUUUUUAUACCAGCUGAAUCUAGUCGACAAAUGACUGAACCGUUAAUAAAUUGUCGUGAAAAUCUAGUAACUAUUGAACAAUAUCGUUCACGAUCAGUAGUUCGUGGUGUUAUUGUUCGUUUUCCAUCAUUAAAAUCUGAUUAUUAUUUUGUACAAUUUCGUUGGUUUUAUCGAAGUUGGAUUGAAUCAGAAAUGUUUACACUUGAUCGUUGGCGUACAGAUAUAAUUAUAAUUAUUGAUGAUAAAUUUCCAAAUACAAUACGAAAAUUAUUAGAACAUUUAGAUUGUCAUAUAGAAAAUCAACGAGUAUCACGUCGACAAAUAUCACGAUGUAUACUUAUUAAUCAUAAAUUAUUUUCACAACAAUCAAAAACUCAACAACAAUUUUAUAUUGAUAAAUAUUCAAUAUUUAAUCGUGUUAAUGAACUUGAUGAUAAUAUUGAUCGUUUAUUUUCUAUUUAUGAUUAUAUCAAUCAGUUAAAUAAAACUCAAACCAAUUUUUAUGAUUUUUUAAUGAUAACAACUAUGAAUACAUUUUUAACAACACAAUUUGGAAAAUAUAUUCCAAUAAAAUGUUCAUUUCUUCUUGGUACAGCACCUGAUUAUUCAACAUUCUAUGGUAAAUCAAAUCAAAUUAGUCAAUUUAUUCAUAUUCUUCUAUAUACAUUAAAAGAAUCUAAUGGAACUCAAAGAAAUUUAUCAAUUGAUUUUUCAUCAACAAUAGAAAAAUUAAAAACAAAAUUUUUAUUUCUUGAAGGUCAAGUUGAUAUAUCAUGUGAUUCAAAAAAAACUACAUAUCGAACAUCUAUAUAUCAUUUAAAAUGUUAUGCACAUUCAACAAGUUUAUUUUCAGAAAGAAUGUUUCGUGAAAAAGCAUAUGAUGGUUAUGAAAAAGAACCAUUUAAUAUUUAUAUAGCACGUGAAUAUGCAACAUUAAUGGCUCUUCAAUCAAAAGUCAUGUCACUUGAUGAUUUACACAUAUUAGCUGUUAAUGUAACACGUCGAGAAGUUUAUACAUAA
This is a messenger RNA of Rotaria sordida, 1209 nucleotides long. NCBI's taxonomy places the organism in Eukaryota, Metazoa, Rotifera, Eurotatoria, Philodinida, Philodinidae. The record is from the annotation of a GenBank genome assembly.